Molecule: messenger RNA, 3084 nt
Organism: Microsporum canis CBS 113480
Lineage: Eukaryota; Fungi; Ascomycota; Eurotiomycetes; Onygenales; Arthrodermataceae
Exons: 5
Coding region: 1-3084 (1027 amino acids)
Biological process (GO): intracellular protein transport; retrograde transport, endosome to Golgi
Cellular component (GO): Ric1-Rgp1 guanyl-nucleotide exchange factor complex; Golgi membrane; cytosol
Molecular function (GO): protein binding
Source: RefSeq, a predicted model, not a curated record
AUGUACUGGCCAAAUGGAGUGCCCCGAGUCUAUGCAGUGAACGGUCCUGAGAUAAUACAGCAAGCGGUCGAGCAGGAUGAUGGCGGAACAGAGGCUAAUGGGGAGCAAGCGGACGAGAGAGAGCAGAGUAGUGGCUUGCUCAAAGACGAGCAGCAAGGGACGACGCAGGAUGCUGGAGGAGAUGCAUGGGCUGAUGAGCCGAUAGCUGGACUAUGUGUCUCCAAGAACGGAGCCUUGUUUGCUACCAUGACAGAGACAUCACUAGCUAUCUGGCAGACCAAGGUAGCCGUUGUCGCGGCAGUCAAACGGUCUCCCCUAUCUAUACAGAACUACGGCCCGAACGUAGCUCUCCUACUUCGACCUGAUUCCGGCAUCAUUGUUGUACAGACUCUGAACGGCUACUUGAUAACGUAUUCCAUUGCAACUGAUGCACAAUCACACAUAUACCAGCAGUUUUUUUUACAGCCACAGUCUAGACGAAACGUCACAUCCAACGACUCCCAUUCAAUCCGUGAAGUUAGCCUACGGUUCAGGGUGGCCAUCAAGGUUGAUGCCGGAAUCAGCAAAGCUGUGGCAUUAGAUAAUGAGCUAAUGGUUGCUACAAUGAAACCUGCGGCCAUACAGCUAAUUCGGUGGACUCCCGAUAGUAGCGGUAAUCAAACCAGCACUGAACUUCUGAGCCGAAUACCAUGGCUUUCAAAGAAGUCACUUGUUGUGGAAAUGAUCUAUGAUCGUGCUAUGAACCUGCUACUAUGGGUGACGAGUGAUGGCCGAGUCUACGCUGUACAGUACGGGUAUCGAGAGGCCGAAGAAUCUGCUCCUUCCAAGGUCAAUUUCACCGGCCAUAGAUUUCACAAUCCAGAAAAUGACAACCAGCGAGCACUUCAGGUUGCUGUAAACGCAAGGUUCUCUCUUUUUGCUGUAAGCUGUGUUAGCGGCGAGAUAUACAUAUAUGCUGCCAGAGAUUACUCAGGCAAUAUCCCGCUGUCCCAUAAACUUCAAAUGCCGGCGUCCGCAACCACUAUGGGAAAGAUAUCCUUUCUAAGUUAUUCAUAUGACGGCUACUGUCUGUUUGCAGGCUACGAAAACGGGUGGACAACAUGGAGCGUAUUUGGAAAACCUGGCGGCACUAGCUUUACUGCGGACAAAUCGCUUGCUGAAAGUAAUGGUGAAACAUGGCUAGCUGGAGUUUCGAUGGGUGCAUGGAUCGGUGGCGGUUCUGAUAUUCUUUUGGCAUCCUCCAAGGAUAAACGAAUAUGGGUUCUAGAGGCUGCACGCAGUGCCUUGACCGGUUGUUUUUCGUCCGCAAAUCUAGCUCGAGCACUUCUCCAAACAGGCACAGAAAUCAUUCUAUAUCGUGGCCACGAUCUUCCUGAUUUAACAACAAUAUCGGGUAAAGAUUCGUUGUGGCAUCAUGCCCAGUACCCGCCCGGUUAUCUUCACGCUCAGUGGCCUAUUCGCACAUGUUGUGCCUCACAGGAUGGUAGGUAUGUGGCUGUGGCUGGCCGGCGCGGCCUGGCUCACUAUAGCGUCCACAGCAAUAGAUGGAAAACGUUUGAUGACCCUAAAGUUGAAAAUUCUUUUGCCAUACAAGGGGGAAUGUGUUGGUAUGGCCACAUCCUUAUUGUUGCAGUUGAGUGUGAUUCGUCGUAUGAGUUGCGUAUGUAUUCCCGUGAGCUUCCUCUUAACAACUCUUCAAUACUCCAUUCCGAGCCUCUCCCAGCACCAGCAGUAUUUAUUGGUCCCUCAGGGGAGGAUUCUCUCCUGGUAUACACUUACGAUAACAUAUUAUACCAUUACGUUAUAAACGCUGUCGGGACAAGGAUAAGCCUUGUUCAGGUCGGUCAAAUAACGUUUAAUGGGAUCGUGAGAGCUCCAGCUCGUGUUCGCGCAAUCAGCUGGAUACUACCAGAGGAUCAACUUCGUGACGGCGACCCAUCUCAAGAUGUCGCGGUAGCGUCGGUUCUCUUUCUUGUUGAUGGAAAGUUAGUAUUGCUGCAGCCUUCGAUAUCGCCAAGUGGAGCUUUGAAGUACGAUAUGCGUGUUGUAGCUCAUGACGUUGAAUACUACAUCCUUAUGCGGGACCAGCUUUCAUUUAAUUUUGCUCCGCCAAACGAUGAACCGAGUUCAGCAGGGCAAACCUCAGAAAUAACAUCUAACAGCUCCUCAUCAGAUAUCUCACUAAGAGAUUCUUUAUGGGUCUUUGGCGGGAAGGACCUGUUUGUAUGGAGUGAUAUGCAAGAUGUGCUCCGUCCAACUGGCCGAUCAAUUGAAGGCCCGAAGAACCUACCUAUACCCACUGAUUUUUACCCAGUGUCGAUACUUCUAAAUAAGGGUGUCGUUCUUGGCAUCGAGCCUGAGAUCACACAAAGGCGUGAUGUUACCUUUACAUUAUUGAGAUUUGCAAUCAGAACUCAAUUAUUCUUGCCAUAUGUGCUACAGCACAAUUUAUCAUAUUUUGAUACACCCUCCGCCCUCUCGAUUUGCCACCAUUUCUCACACCUAUCAUACUUCCCUCAUGCACUAGAGAUCCUGCUACAUCAUGUUUUGGAUGAGGCAGUGGAUGACCAUAGUACAGGGAACGUUAUUGAGGCCCCGGUGAAAGGGAAGCAGUUACUACCUGGGGUUCUGGCGUUCCUCCAAGCCGCCAAUCCACCCGAACUCUACCUUGACAUACUUGUCCAAUGUAUCCGGAAAACAGAGCUACGAUCGUGGCGCACCCUUUUCGCUUACUUACCUCCCCCCAACGAGUUAUUCGAGCAGGCACUGAAGUUUAACUCGUUAAAGACGGCUGGAGGCUACUUGCUUGUUCUUCAGGCAUUUGAUGAUGUCGAUGAUGAAGAUAGUGCGGAUAGCAUUGACAAAAUUGAGGAUUCUGCCGUCCGUCUCCUACGGUUAGCAUCCCAACGGGGGGACUGGGAGUUAUGCGGUGAGAUUGCGCAGUUUCUCAUUGCACUGGAUGGUUCCGGCGAGGUGUUGAAACGUGCAGUUGUGAGGGUUGGGUUGAGAAGGGAGGCUCCUGGCAGUAUUGACGUGGAUGGAGGCCCAAUCCCUCGUUUUGGAAUGUUGGACAUAGGUCCAUGA